AUGCGUAACGUGUGGACUAUGGAGCAGAGCUUGGCUGAGGACUCUGGUGGGGGAGAUCAGGUUGGACCUUUACUGGAAUGCCGCAGCUGUAAGGGCAUGAGAGUGAGAUCUCUACCCCGGCCUUAUGUACAGGGAGCAAGAGCAGCAAGCAUGAGAGGAACUCCCCGAUCUCAUAAUAUGUUUUGGAGACCUUGGCUCCUCAGCAGCUCCAGAAAGGAUGGAAAGGUCUUGCCAGAUGCCUACAGCUUGUGUGAAAAUAAUCACUUGGCACAGAAACAUACAGAGUACAGUCACCCUGUGAGAUUAUUUUGGCCAAAGUCCAAGUCCAUUAGUCACAUGUACCGAGAAGCAAAUGACUUGUUAAGAAACUUCCCCGUCCAAGCCACAAUAUCUUUCUACAAUGACUCUGAGUCUGAUACAGACAAUGAAGAUGACCAGAGUGAAGAGGAACUAGAUUCUGGAUUUGAAUCUGCAUAA
Molecule: messenger RNA, 477 nt
Organism: Pelobates fuscus (common spadefoot toad)
Lineage: Eukaryota; Metazoa; Chordata; Amphibia; Anura; Pelobatidae
Gene: RIPPLY2
Product: ripply transcriptional repressor 2
Exons: 4
Coding region: 1-477 (158 amino acids)
Biological process (GO): embryonic pattern specification; negative regulation of transcription by RNA polymerase II
Cellular component (GO): nucleus
Source: RefSeq, a predicted model, not a curated record